GUCUAGCACACAAACGCUAGAACCCAUAACCAGAGAGAGAGAGAGAGAGAGAGAGAGAGAGAGCGCACACACACACACAGAGAGAAGAACAACACAAGAAAAACCACACCGAGGGUAAAACAAAUCCCAGAAUCACCAAACAAUUUUCACUCAGACUCUCCUUAAUCAGUCGAAAUUUCACGUUGUUCUUGUUCUUGUUCUUGUUCUUGUUUCUGUUGUUGUUCUCGUUAACGCUUCGAAUCAAGACGCUUUUGAUCAAAUACCCAUUAUUGCUUUGGGUUUCGUUUUGGAUCGCUGUGCACUUGCUGAAUUUGGGAAAUUCCCCUAGGGCUAUGAUCAGAGAGUGUGAUUGAAGGGGAAAAUACUCUGCUUGCUCCUUUUUCUGAAAUGGGCAUGAGCUCUGAUCUUUUCACUGAUUCAAUUUGUGGACUUGGAGCUGCUGCUGCUGCUGCUUCCAUGCUUGUGUACUUGCACUUGGUGAUUGCUUAAAAUGGUGCUUAACUUUACUUCUUUGAGCAUGGAAGAAGAUUGCCUAUAUCAUUAACAGUGAUCAGGAUUUUGUUAAACCGUUUUUCGACUCGGUGAAAAGGGGACUUGGACUUCCAUUUUUUCUGUGUUUUCCUUCUUCUGUUUGUCUUUGCCGGGGGGAUGGUUUUGGUAAAAGCAUUCUUUGUUGGUCCUUAGGUAGCUGAUAAUAGCUGAUUUCAGUGGCAGUUCUUUGGAUUGACAUAGCUAAUCUGAGUUUAAAACGGCGCCUUAGGGUGUUCCUAAAGUGAAGCUGGUUGCGGAUGUGUUGAGUCAUAAACCGUUCUGUUAGGACUUUAAAUAGUUUGACUGAGUGGUUGCUGUGCUGGUUGCAUUGAUUUUGAAUCAAUUUCCAGUAGUAUAUUUUGGGCUAUUUGAAUAACUUGGUGAAGGAAAAUAAUAGACCUUGGUGGUUUUCAUAAUUUGUAUUUGUAAUGAGUAAGGGGCUUGUAGAGGAAUGUUAAAGCUGGAACUGAAUAUUGUGACAUGGUGCAUGGGCAGGAGCAUAGUUGCUGGUUCGUUCCCUUUCUAAGCACUCUCGAAUUUGGGAAGAUUUUGCACUAGGCGCAUCUGUAUUUUGUGCAAUGUCGCGCUGCUUUCCAUUUCCACCACCAGGAUAUGAAAAGAAGACUAGAACAGACGAAGUUGACUUGUUAAAAAAGGAAAAGCGGAGAGAAAAAAAGCAUAAAAAAGAUAAGAAGGACAAAGAGAAGAAGGAAAGUAAGGAAAAGAGAGAGAAAGACGGAAAGGAUGGAAAGCAUAAGGAAAAGGAAAAAAAGGAAAAACACAGAGACAAGAAGAAAGAUAAGGACAAGGGAAGAGAUAGGGAUAAAAAUAAAAUCAGUACUGCAGAUGACAAAGGAUUUUCUGGACAAGGUGGGGAUCACAAUGUAUCUAGUAUCCCAAAGGAAAUCAAGCAAAGUGGUAAUAAGGGUAUCUUGUUUGAGAAUAAACUUGUCAAACAGUAUCCUGGUAACAAUGGGGAGAGUGCUAGAGAGAAUAAUCAUGUGGCCGAGGCGAACAAGGAUUCUAAAUUCCUCUUGGAGUUGGACAGGCGGCUUAAGGUUAAUGACGGAGGAGCUGGAAAUCAAUUGGUUCAGAAGGUUACUACUGAUACUGCCCAUACAAAGGAUGAGGGGACAGUUAGGUUGGUGGCUAAGGGUAGUGGUCCCUGGUCUGAUGGUAAGGAAAAGCUCAAGGACAAGAGUCUUGAUGCUAAGAAGAUUGAUGGGAAAGGUAUCCAGAUUGAGGUUCGCUCUAUUGGAAAUGCAACAGAUCAGAAUCACGUUGGAAGUCUUGAUGCUAAGAAGAUUGAUGGGAAAGGUAUUCAGGGUGAGGUUCGCUCUAUUGGAAAUGCAGCAGGUCAGAAUCAUGUUGGAAAUUUUGAUCCUAGAAUUGAUAGACUGCCCAAACUUGUGGCGAAGCAUUUUGACAGGAACUUGGAAGCAACAAUCGAAGGGAAGGAAAAGGUUAAGGAAAAGAAAGAUGAAGCAAGAGAAAAGGUUAAGGAAAAGAAAGAUGAAGGAAAGGAAAAGGCCGAGGAAAAGAAAAACGAAGGAGAAGAGAAAAUUAAGCAAAAGAAAGAUGAUAAACGGGGAGUUAAAAGAAAAGAUAAAGAGAAGGAGAAGAAAGGGCAUGGGAAGGACAAAGAUAGGGAUAAAGAGAAGAAAAAGGAGGAGAAAUCUAAGGAGCAUACUGAACUGAAAGCCACAGAGCAGAGUAAAUUCAAAGAAAGCAACAACAUUGGUCCUCUAGGUGUAAAUUCUUUCCCACGGAUUUCUACGAACAGCUAUGAGAAUGCUGUUAGUGGAGUUAAUCUUGAGAAUGCUGUUAGUGGAGUUAAUCACAAGAAACGGAAGAACAUCGAGUCAAAUGGAGUUCCACGUGUCAAUGAUAGUUGUCCCAACAAGAUGCUGAAACCAUCUUCCUCCUCUCAUCCCUUCACGGAAAAUGGAAGGAUAUUGGAACCUUGUCAGAUUUCCAUUCCAAAUGCCUCCUAUGGUCCAGGAGUGGCCAACAGUGUUAAGGUAGAUAAUAAGGAAUGCAAGAUAAAUGGCACCAUUGAAGUUCAACCAUUUAAAAUUCCUUCAAACAAAACUCACAUUGCUACCAUGUCAAUGGAUGAUCUGUUAACUGAAGCAAAUGCAAAACCACCUCAUCCAGACUCCAAAUACUUAAGUCAGGUAUAUACUGUGCCUAAAGUGGAGUUGUCUGAUCUUGAUGAUCAUGAAUGGUUAUUUGACAGUGGUCUUUCACAAGAAAGAAAAUCCGUGGUGAAAUCUCCAGAGGUUGGGCAGACACCACAGGUAUGGGCAGAAGCUCUGCACAUAGAGCAAGCAGAUGUUAUUGCUCUCCCAUAUGUCAUCCCUUACUGAUUGAUUAUUUAAUCGGCACGCGAUACUUCACCUGUAUGUGCGAAAGACGACUUCUUUUGGCACCCUGCAAGAGAGGAACUGCAUCCUCUAGUGAUCUAAUUCCAAAUAUCCUGAUGGGUUCCAUUGUAGUUUGCACAGCUGCAACAAAUAAUAUGUGAAUGAUUGUGUUGAUCUUUAGAUGUUUGAAUGACCGUCACAAGUUGUUGCGUUCGGUGCAUUGCAUUGCUGCAGGUGAGGUUGGAGGAUCUGCAUCAUAGUAUUCAUUUAGACACAGAUUUUAUACUGGCAGCCAGGGAGUGGACGAGGGGAGGGAGAGAUAAAAGCUUCAUGCAACUUGUUUAUUCUAUUUUUGCUGAGAGCUGAGUUGCUCUUUCUAAUUGAAAAUGAGAUUGUAAGUGAAACUAGAUGUGGUCAUUGCAACUCCACCACAAUUUUGAUUUGUAACAUAGAGCUCCUAUUUACAAGAAUGUGUAUGAAUGAUAGAGAAGGGAAAAAAGGUAAUCGGAUUCAUUUAUUCAGUUCCCACUAAAUUUUUUGGUCAUCUCAACAUAGUAGACAAGGUUGAAUUCA
Molecule: messenger RNA, 3470 nt
Organism: Lotus japonicus
Lineage: Eukaryota; Viridiplantae; Streptophyta; Magnoliopsida; Fabales; Fabaceae
Exons: 4
Coding region: 1110-2900 (596 amino acids)
Source: RefSeq, a predicted model, not a curated record